This is a messenger RNA of Cuculus canorus (common cuckoo), 2005 nucleotides long. RefSeq names its product kelch domain containing 3 (gene KLHDC3). The coding region runs from base 318 to 1466 and encodes 382 amino acids. Lineage: Eukaryota; Metazoa; Chordata; Aves; Cuculiformes; Cuculidae. The record is from RefSeq and is a predicted model, not a curated record. Gene Ontology annotation, cellular component: cytoplasm. The transcript is spliced from 12 exons. Gene Ontology annotation, molecular function: chromatin binding; protein binding.
GGCUGUCCAGGGGUUAUCCAGGCGCCGCCAUACCGCGCCCGGCGUUGCCCGGCCGGGGAGGGCGCUCGCGGCCCCGGGGCGGUGUGGGGGCAGCGCUGCGAGUCCCAGCGAGCCGCGGGCGGAGCGGGGCUGCGGGGCCGCCUUCCCCCGCCAGGUCUAACACAAGCUUCCAGAUCAGUCUUUUAAUGAGCUCGGGGGGUGUUCUAGCACCAUCUCCUUUACUGCUGCUGGAAUUAGCGAGGCGACGUCUUGGUGGACCAGGAAGCAUGCAGCUGCAGCACUGGGGACCCUGAAGACUACCGGGCUUGCAGGGAGGAAUGCUACGGUGGGCAGUGCACUUGGAAGGUGGGCCACGGAGGGUGAACCACGCAGCCGUGGCUGUCGGGCACAAGGUCUAUUCCUUUGGUGGAUAUUGUUCCGGAGAAGACUAUGAGACUUUGCGGCAGAUCGAUGUCCAUGUUUUUAAUGCAGUGUCUCUGCGCUGGAUCAAGCUGCCUCCAGUGUGGACAAACAGCGGAGACCACGUGAGAGAGGUGCCCUACAUGAGAUACGGGCACUCCGCAGUGCUCAUAGAUGACAUCGUCUACAUAUGGGGUGGCCGCAAUGACACUGAGGGAGCCUGCAAUGUGCUCUAUGCCUUCGAUGUCAACACGCACAAGUGGUUCACGCCAAAGGUGUCUGGAAUGGUCCCAGGAGCCAGAGAUGGUCACUCGGCUUGUGUCUUGGCAAAAAGCAUGUUCAUCUUCGGAGGCUACGAACAGCUGGCUGACUGCUUUUCCAACGAUAUCCAUAAACUGGACACCACAAACAUGAUGUGGACUUUGAUCUCUGCCAAGGGUACACCGGCUCGCUGGAGAGACUUCCAUUCAGCUACCAUUAUUGGAACAAAGAUGUACGUGUUUGGUGGCAGAGCUGAUCGUUUUGGGCCAUUUCAUUCCAACAAUGAGAUCUACUGUAACCGCAUUAAAGUAUUUGAUACAGAAACAAACUCCUGGUUGGACUCCCCUCCAACUCCGGUGCUCCCUGAAGGCCGGCGGAGCCAUUCAGCGUUCAGCUACAACGGGGAACUCUAUGUGUUUGGUGGCUACAACGCACGCCUGAACAGACACUUCCAUGAUCUCUGGAAAUUCAAUCCAGUUUCUCUUUCUUGGAGGAAGAUUGAGCCCAAGGGGAAAGGCCCGUGUCCCCGACGCCGGCAGUGCUGCUGCAGAGUGGGGGACAAAAUUAUUCUCUUUGGAGGCACGAGCCCAUCUCCGGAAGAGGGAAUGGGUGAUGAAUUCGACCUGAUGGAUCACUCGGAUCUCUACAUCCUCGACUUCAGCCCCAGCCUAAAGACGCUGUGCAAGCUGGCAGUGAUUCAGUACAGCCUGGACCAGUCCUGCCUUCCCCAUGACAUCAGAUGGGAGCUCUCGGCCAUGACAACGAACAGCACCAUCAGCCGUCCCAUCGCCUCUUCCCAGGGCUGACGCCGCCUCAUCCCUCCACCUCCCCACCCUCGCCCCUCCACACACUGACCUCUUGCUCCACCACCUGCAUGAGUUUUUAGCCCUUUCAAGCAAGGAACAAGUGAGCUCACUUUGUUUUGCCCCAGAAAGGCCUCCCUCUGCCCGUGAGCAGCACAAGUGUGCAGGCAGAGCUGGGGCUGCUGGUGAAGAAAUUGGCUCACCCCAGCAGCACAACUGUGAACCCUCCUCCUUGCCGAUGGCUCUGGUGUCUCCUGCCUUCCUUCCCCUUGCCCGUGGAGUUGCAGCCCUGCUGACCUGGUCCCCAGCCACUUUCCAUGGGCCUGAAUUGACUCCUACUACCAGCCACAGCCCCAGGAUUGGCCUCGGGCUACGAACUGUUCCUGAGCUGCCUGGAAUGAGCAGGGACCUCCAUGCCUGCGACUGCCAGCACUGACAAGCUUCCUGGCACCGGACAGCAGGCUCCAGUCCUAGACGAGCCUGACGCAGGGGCCUGGGCCCAGCUAGAUCCUCUGCCCAGCUCCUGUCGUAAAACAGCAACU